AAUGUCUGAAAGCCCCUCCAGCUGCGCAGCACAGACUGAGCUGAGCCCUGCAGCAGAAACAAGGAGAAGCAGGACAGCCUGCAGCAGUCAAUACUGUGCUGCUGGAGAAGGACUCAGUGAUGGCCCAGUGCCCAGGAGCAGCAGCACUGGCCGUGCUGGACGAGAUGCUGGAAAUCACGGCCCAGAGCCUGGUGCGCACCGAGGUGGCUGAGCACUACCAGGUCAUCCGGGAGCUGGGCAGGGGCAAGUAUGGCCAUGUGGUGCUGGUGACACACAGGCAGAGAGGGACCCCCAUGGCUCUCAAGCUGCUGCCUAAAGCUCACACCAAGCUGCACACCUUCCUGUAUGAGUACUGCGUGGCGCUUUCCCUCGCCACCCACCCUGCCAUUAUCGGCAUGUUUGGCAUUGCCAUUGAGUCCAGCCAGCACUACGGCUUUCUCUAUGAGCCAGCGCUGCACAGAGACCUCAUCUCCAUCAUCAAACCACGGGAUGGGAUCCCUGAGGCAGCUGCUAAGCAGUGUGCCAAGCAGCUGGUGAGUGCCCUGGAGUUCAUCCACAGCCGGGGGCUGGUGUAUCGAGACGUCAAGCCCGAGAACGUGCUGCUCUUCGACCCUGAGUGCCGGCGUAUCAAGCUGACCGACUUUGGGCUCACCCGGCCCAAGGGCACCCGGCUCAAGCUGGUGGCUGGGGUGAUCCCCUACACCGCUCCAGAGCUAAGCAACACCACCAGUGCCCAGGGCCUGCCCAUUGAUGCCAGCCUGGAUGCCUGGGCCUUUGGUGUGAUGCUCUUCUGCCUGCUGACCGGCUACUUCCCCUGGGAGCAAAGCUUGCCAGCUGACCCCUUCUUUGAGGACUUCAUGCUGUGGCAGGAGUCAGGCCUGGAUGAGGACCUACCACGCCAUUGGAGGCGCCUGACGGCUGAGGCCACUCGCAUGCUGCGGAGCCUGUUGGUCCUGGAUCCUGCCCAGCGUAGCCCUGUCAGCGGGGCCCUGCACUACGUCAACUGCCCCUGGAGAGUGGAGAACUGGCAUGGUGAGGAGCAGGCUGUGGGGUCCUAGAGAACCUCCUCUGGGGGAGUGGAGGCCAUCCCCCUGUGGGGCCUGUCUAUAGGAUGAUCAGUAUCCAAGGCCCUACAGCGUGCCUCCAGCAGGACAGGAAUACAUUGAAAGGGACUGUCAAAAUAACAGCCAUGGCAAGAUCUGUUCCAAAGCAUUGAGCUCCAAUUUCUGCCAAAU
Chelonoidis abingdonii (Abingdon island giant tortoise) is the source of this 1235-nucleotide messenger RNA. Its product is annotated as serine/threonine-protein kinase SBK2-like. The record is from RefSeq and is a predicted model, not a curated record. NCBI's taxonomy places the organism in Eukaryota, Metazoa, Chordata, Testudines, Testudinidae. Gene Ontology annotation, molecular function: protein serine/threonine kinase activity; ATP binding. Gene Ontology annotation, biological process: protein phosphorylation.